CUCUUAUUUUUCCUCACUUUUGGCCUCCAAGUCCAAACUACCGUUCCUAAAGCAUAUCUGCCAAGUUCCAAAAGCACAAAGUCACACUGAAAAAAAGUCAAGAACGAUCCAAACAAAUGGCCCCGCUGGAGAAACAAGAUGAUCAGGCUAAUAUCCAGCUCCUUGAUGCCUGGGACUUCAAAGGCCGUCCCGCCCUCAGAUCCUCUACCGGUGGCUGGACCAGUGCCGCCAUGAUUCUAGGGGUGGAGGCAUGUGAGAGAUUGACGACGCUUGGUAUCGCCGUUAACCUGGUGACGUACUUGACAAACUCUAUGCAUCUGGGGAAUGCUACCUCCGCCAACGCUGUCACGAAUUUCCUCGGCACCUCUUUCAUGCUCUGUUUGCUUGGGGGCUUCGUCGCCGACACUUACCUCGGCAGGUAUCUAACCAUUGCUAUAUUUGCCGCCGUUCAAGCAACUGGUGUGACAAUCCUAACCAUCUCCACCGCAAUCCCAACCCUCCGACCACCCAAAUGCACCGCCGCCAGCCCCCACUGCGUGCCCGCCACCGCCGCCCAACUACUGGCCCUGUACACCGCCCUCUACCUCACCGCACUCGGCACCGGCGGCCUCAAAUCCAGCGUCUCCGGCCUCGGCUCCGACCAAUUCGACGACGCAGACAAGCGAGAGCGGCGCCAGAUGACCAGGUUCUUCAACUGGUUCUUCUUCUUCAUCAGCAUCGGCUCGCUCGGCGCCGUCACGAUCCUCGUGUACAUUCAGGAUAACUUGGGGAGGCCGUGGGGGUACGGCAUCUGUGCGUGCGCCAUCGCGAUUGGCCUGGUCGUAUUCUUAUCCGGUACGAAGCGGUACAGGUUUAAGAAGCUUGUGGGGAGCCCGUUGACUCAGAUCACGGUGGUGUUUGUCGCUGCGUGGAGGAAUAGGCGGGCGGAGCUGCCGGAGGAUUCGUCGUUGCUUUUUGACGGUCGAGAGUAUGGGGAGAAGAAGAAGCAGGAAUUGCCUCAUACCAAGCAAUUUCGUUUCUUGGAUAAAGCGGCUACCUUGGAUCCUAAAAUGUCUAGUGAAACCACGGUGUUGAACAAAUGGUGCACAUCAACUUUAACAGAUGUGGAGGAAGUAAAGUUGGUGAUCAGAAUGUUACCCAUUUGGGCCACCACAAUCAUGUUCUGGACAAUAUAUGCCCAGAUGACUACAUUUUCAGUCUCCCAAGCCACCACAAUGAACCGCCACCUUGGCAAAUCGUUUAAAAUUCCGGCUGCUUCUCUCACCGCUUUCUUCGUCGGCAGCAUUCUAUUAACCGUGCCAGUCUACGACCGGAUUGUUGUGCCGAUAGCAAGAAAAUUGCUUAGAAACCCCCAAGGUCUCACCCCAUUGCAACGCAUUGGCGUUGGUCUAGUCUUCUCAAUAUUCGCCAUGGUGGCAGCCGCUCUCACCGAAAUCAAGAGGUUGCAUGUGGCACGAUCACAUGGCUUGACAAACGAUCCGACAACUGUGGUUCCGCUGACGGUGUUUUGGUUGAUUCCACAAUUCUUCUUUGUGGGGUCCGGCGAGGCGUUUAUUUAUAUUGGCCAGCUAGAUUUUUUCCUGAGGGAGUGUCCCAAGGGCAUGAAGACCAUGAGCACAGGGCUAUUUUUGAGCACCCUUUCAUUAGGGUUUUUCCUUAGCUCUAUUUUGGUUUCCAUUGUGCACGCAGUAACUGGGGAUAGAAGGCCAUGGCUAGCUGAUAAUCUCAACCAAGGGAGGCUCUACAAUUUCUAUUGGCUUUUGGCAAUUCUAAGCGUUUUGAACUUUUUCUUGUUUUUGGUUGGUGCCAAGUGGUAUGUGUACAAGGACUCGAGGCUUGCUGAGGAGGGUGAGUUGGAGGAAGCAGAGCCUAAUUGUCAUGCAUAAGUGUGUUAGAUAUUUGUAUCUAUUUGUAAACUUACUAUUGGAAUGCUUUUAUGCCUUAGAUGUAAGAGCAACAACACCAGCAUAGGUAAAAGGAGGAUUUCGGUGAAGUAACGAAGCAAAACACAGAAAAUCAAGCUGCAGCAGAUUAGGUAAAAACAAAAUAUUAUUGUUUCUCUCUC
Molecule: messenger RNA, 2065 nt
Organism: Rhododendron vialii
Lineage: Eukaryota; Viridiplantae; Streptophyta; Magnoliopsida; Ericales; Ericaceae
Product: protein NRT1/ PTR FAMILY 6.3
Exons: 5
Coding region: 117-1886 (589 amino acids)
Biological process (GO): response to nitrate; transmembrane transport; oligopeptide transport
Cellular component (GO): membrane
Molecular function (GO): nitrate transmembrane transporter activity
Source: RefSeq, a predicted model, not a curated record